AUGUGGAGGACAGCGGGAGCUCUAAUACUAAUACUGCAUACGGUGUUUGGUCAGAGCACCAUCAGAUGGUGCACCAUCUCAGAUAUGGAGCAGAGAAAAUGUCAGGCCAUGGCGCAGUCUUUCUCCGAAGUGUCCAUCCGUCCAUCCCUCAGCUGUGUUAACGGAGCAACAGUCGAAGGCUGCGUUCAGAAACUACAGAGAAAAGAAGCAGAUGCCUUGUCCAUGUUCGGCACUGACAUCUACAGACUUUUGAAGACUGCUUCCUUUAAGAUGGCUGCAAGUGAAUCAAAGGCUGAUCGUACUGGUGCCUCCUACUAUGCAGUUGCUGUAGUGAAGAAAGCCAAUUCUGAAAUCAACAUCAACAACCUGGCAGGAAAAAAGAGCUGCCACACUGGGAAAGGCCGAACCGCUGGCUGGAAUAUGCCUUUAGGAUACCUCAUAGACCAGGGCUACAUGUCUGUGAUGGGCUGCAACAUCCCACAGGGUGUGGCACAUUUCUUCAAUGCGAGCUGUAUUCCCGGAGCAAACGAGGUUGAUGACCCUUUGUCUCUAUGUAAGCUGUGCAAAGGAGAUAAUAAUGGAGCACACAAAUGUGAGAUGAGCAACAAAGAGAGCUACUUCAGCUAUGAAGGAGCUUUCAGGUGUCUGGCUGAAGAUGCAGGACAGGUGGCCUUCACUAAACAUACAACUGUCGAGGAGAACACUGAUGGUCGUGGCCCAGACUGGGCGAAAUUACUGAGGUCAUCGGACUAUGAGCUGUUGUGUCGUGACGGCACCAGAGCUCCUGUCUCUCAAUGGAAAACAUGCCAUCUGGUCCGUGUCCCAUUUCGUGGGAUUGUGGUCAGCAAUGACAUCACUCCCUCUGUGGUGUUCAACAUGCUGACAGAAGGCCUGGAAAAGUCAGGAUUCAACAUAUUUUCAUCUGCCGCGUAUGGAGGAGGAACUGUACUCUUCUCUGAGUCAUCCACCAUGUUUCAGGGAGUGGGGUCAGACGACCCCCAGCAGUGGAUGGGUCGCCUCUAUCAUAAUGCUCUGACAGCCAUGGACUGUAAACCUGAAGGUGUCCUGCGGUGGUGUGUGUUGUCCAGCGGUGAGCAGCAGAAGUGUGCUGAUAUGGCCGUGGCCUUUCAAAGUAAAGGUCUAACUCCAGAAAUCAAGUGUGUCUACAGAGACUCUGUGACUGACUGCAUGAAGAUGAUCAAGAACAACGAGGCCGAUGCUGUCACUCUGGAUGGAGGUUACAUCUAUACAGCCGGCAAAGAUUAUGGCUUGGUCCCUGCUACUGGCGAGAGCUACACAGAUGACCGUGAUGGUUCCAUAUAUUAUGCGGUUGCGGUGGUGAAAAAGAGUAGCAACGACAUCCGUAACCUUAAUGACCUUCGUGGCCGUCGCUCCUGUCACACUGGAUAUGGUCGCACUGCUGGCUGGAACGUUCCCGUAGCAUUGCUGAUGGAGAGAGGCCUGAUCACCCCUCAGCACUGUCAGAUACCCCAAGCGGUGGGAGAGUUCUUCAAGCAGAGCUGUGUGCCAGGUGCCAACCAGCCCGGGUUCCCUGGCAGCCUGUGCAGUCUGUGUAUGGGAGACAGCUUUGGACAGAACAAAUGUGAGAAGGGAAAAGACCUGUAUGAUGGAUACGACGGUGCCUUCAGGUGUCUGGCGAAGGGAGAUGGAGAUGUGGCUUUUGUCAAACAUUCUACUGUCUUCCAAAACACUGAUGGUAACUCUGGGGAAUCGUGGGCAAUGGAUCUUCUAUCUACAGAUUUCCAGCUGCUGUGUUCCCAUGGCACUAAAGCCGAGGUCUCACAGUACAGACACUGUAACUUGGCCAGAGUCCCUUCUCACGCUGUAAUGGUACGGGCCAACACCAACAUCCACGCUGUAUAUGGACUCCUGGACCGCGCACAGACAUAUUUUGGCAGUGAUACAGGUCCUGGUUUCAGGAUGUUUGACUCACAGGCCUACAAGGGCACAGAUCUCAUCUUCAAAGACUCCACUGUUCGCCUUGUGGGUGUUGCUGACAGAAAGACCUACCAGGAGUGGCUGGGCCAGGGCUACAUAGCCUCACUGGUCGACAUGGAGUGUAACUCAUCAAGUGCAGUGGUGUCUUCUGUCUGCCUGUUGCUGAUGGCCCUGUUCGGCUUCAUGCUGACCAACCUCUGAAUGUGACACAGGCAUCCAGCCUCUUCUCCUACUCCCUUCCUCAUCCAUUUUCUCUAUUCCUCACCCCUCAACUCUUUACAUUUCCUGUACAUUGGAACAUGUCCUUUCUACCUGAUUGUGUGUUAUUUUACUAUACAAGAGAAUGGCAUGUUGGAACUGCCUUUGGAUUUAAAUUGUGCUAGUGUUAUAGCAAAUGAAGCACAGCGUCUCUUGUUUUUGGGGCAUAGAAGAGAGUUAGUUGCCAAAGGACUUUCAGCCAGUGUGAAUCAAACAUGUUGACAGAAGGUGUUGCUGCCACUUUGUUUACUGAAGAUGAGCUGCCAUAUCAGUGUAUAUGCUGCCAUCUGUUACAUUGCUUUAGUGGAAAGUGCAUACCUGUCUCGCCAAAGCUAGUUUUAGAAAGAACAGACUAUCUUGAUUUUUAACCUCACAUGAGCCACAGAUAUUGCUUUAACUUCUGGUUUACCACAGAGGGUGCUGCUCACAACAUUGGAGAAAAACAACAUUUAUUCCAGGAAACACUGGAUAAUUAACAAAACAGAGUUUUUGUAAUGUAGAUGAAUUGACCCUUUAACCUAAGGAGCUCUAACAGCACUAACAUGGGCAGGAAGUUUACUUUUGAAUGAAUUUAUAUUCAAAUCAACAUGUUCAGUCAGCCAGAAACAAUGCAAAUUUAAAGCUUUCCCCACAGAUACCUUUAACACUGUAUUGAUUGUAACACACUGUAACUUACCCAAGAUCGGCUCCCCCAUUUUUAAAGGCUUCAUGUGAAUUUAAAAGUCAGAUUGCGGUUCUGCUCUGCUGUCACUUGCCCUGUGAGUACUACUAACGAGCACGGCCUUCCCAUAGUUUAGGCUGUUUCUGCUAUAAGCUAAUGCCAUAUCAGUGAAUAUGCACUAGUGUUGCCUCCACACAGAGCUGUGCUGGGGAUGGUGUGAUGAUGAGUGACUGAGUGAUUGUCCAUAGGCUGUCCACUUCAUGUAUUCUCCUCAAAUACCUAAAAAUCAAGAAAAUUAAUACUCGUAUUCAUCUGGUUUAACUUGAUAUUCGACCAAGCCUCCUUGAGCUGCGCAUUGACUGCUGCAUAUUUUCUGACUAUUCUUAUAUUAUUGUUACUAAUCUGAUGCUUUUGGAUGGGAACUGCUUCAGCAGCAGAUAGACAGCAUACCUCCUACCUGCAGCAAUUUCUGACACCUUUUUCAGCAUUUAAAUUGGACACAAAUGGAGUGAGUAACUGACAUAUUGGUCAGGUUCCAUCAGAUUUGGGGAGAACAUAAAGAAAACACCCUGUGGUUUGUGCUGGAGAGUGAAUGAGUUUUUGUUUGUCUGGAUGGUUUAAAUCAAAGAGGAGUUUGUGUCAGGUGAGACAGCAGACUUUCAUUUGUUAAGGUUUAAAUUAAAAACAGAUUUACUUGCAUUUUGUUUGACUCAAUUUAAGAACAUUUACUACAUUUUGGUUUGGAAAAGGAUUUUGCUUAACCUCUAUGCUUCUAACCCAAACUCAAUCCAGAAAUGUGUCUUUCUAACUCUAACCUACCAGUGCUUGUCAUAUCUGUUGUACUUCCUGCUGCUUGAUGCUGUUUCCUGUUUUAAAAUGUUGAUUUGGAUGUGUAUUUUCCUAUGUUGAAAGAUUUAUUUUUAUAUGAAGUUCAGGUGCCAUAUCAGUGUAUAUGUACUGACUCAUGCUGUCAGAAACUAAUGCUUUCUCUUCCUCCUGAUAGAGAUUUAUUUCUAUGUGAAAUGAUGUAACAUGUGACUAAUAUUUAGU
This is a messenger RNA of Micropterus dolomieu (smallmouth bass), 3928 nucleotides long. RefSeq names its product melanotransferrin (gene meltf). The record is from RefSeq and is a predicted model, not a curated record. NCBI's taxonomy places the organism in Eukaryota, Metazoa, Chordata, Actinopteri, Centrarchiformes, Centrarchidae. The transcript has 16 exons. The coding region runs from base 1 to 2160 and encodes 719 amino acids. Gene Ontology annotation, biological process: iron ion transport. Gene Ontology annotation, cellular component: recycling endosome; extracellular region; plasma membrane.